GCGCGCCAUGGCGGGCCGGCGCGGGGCGCUGAUCGUGCUGGAAGGGGUGGACCGGGCCGGGAAGAGCACCCAGGGCCGGCGGCUGGUGGAGGCUCUGCGGGCCGCCGGGCACCCGGCAGACCUCCUGCGCUUCCCGGAGAGAUCCACGGAGAUUGGGCGGCUGAUCAGCUCCUACCUGGGGAAGGAGAAGAACCUGGAGGACCACACCGUUCACCUGCUCUUCUCUGCCAACCGCUGGGAACACGUCCCGUUGAUGAAAGAGAAGCUGCACCAAGGGGUCACACUGGUGGUUGACAGAUAUGCCUUUUCUGGAGUGGCUUUCACAAGUGCCAAGGAGAACUUCUGCCUGGAGUGGUGCAAACAGCCUGACAUUGGUCUCCCAAAGCCAGACCUGAUCCUGUUCCUUCAGCUGAGCCCAGAGAAAGCAGCAGAACGAGGGAACUUUGGAAAGGAACGUUAUGAGAACAGCACCUUCCAGGAGAAGGUCCUGCAGUCCUUCUAUCACCUGAUGAAGGAUGAGACAUUAAACUGGAAGACAAUAGAUGCUUCCAAGAGCAUAGAAGACUUGCACAGAGAAAUCAAGUCCAUUGCAGAGGAAACCAUGAAAGAGGCUCAGAACAAACCUCUGGGACAACUUUGGAUAUAAAACUUCAUCUAGAUUUUAGACCUGAGGGAAACCUCACCUCUUGGCUCUUAGUGGGGUGACUCUCCUCCAUCACCUUCCAGCAGCUACAGCUUAGAUCCUGUGUUAUUCCUUUGGAUCCACCACAAUCCUUGUGAUUUCUCUGCUCCUCCUCUCCAGCCUGCACAGUCCCUGCUGGGUUUGAGAAACUGAGAUGCAGUGAGAGUGUGACAAAUCCCUUGGGAAACCUCUCUGCCUCAGGUAGGACCCUCUGGUUCUAGCUCCAAGUCCUGUGGGUGCAGAGCCCAGGGCUGCCCAGCAGCACCAGGCAGGAAACAUGGAAUGACCAUGGUUCCUUGAUUCUUCUGCCUCUCCAGUAAAUCCAUCCCCUCUGCUGAAACCAGUUUGGAGAGGACUUUUUAAUAAAUAUUCUUUCCAACGUGGGGCAUUUGAA
This is a messenger RNA of Apus apus (common swift), 1076 nucleotides long. It is a transcript of the gene DTYMK, whose product is annotated as deoxythymidylate kinase. Gene Ontology annotation, cellular component: cytosol; nucleus; cytoplasm. The coding region runs from base 8 to 646 and encodes 212 amino acids. Gene Ontology annotation, biological process: dUDP biosynthetic process; dTTP biosynthetic process; dTDP biosynthetic process. The record is from RefSeq and is a predicted model, not a curated record. The transcript is spliced from 5 exons. Gene Ontology annotation, molecular function: ATP binding; dTMP kinase activity. Lineage: Eukaryota; Metazoa; Chordata; Aves; Apodiformes; Apodidae.